UCGUCGCGGGGCGGCGCGGGCGGCGAUUGGGCGGGAGCGGCGGCGCGCGGUGACGCGCGCGGCGGCGGUGCGGGUCCCGAUUGCUGCAGCCGCUUGUCAGUGUGACGAAGAUUGGCACCCGAGGUUUCUGCCCUCAACGUUGUACGUGAGUGGCAUCUCUGCUGGAACAAGAUCAUGUCUUCUUCAACCCAUUGAAGGAAAGGGAAUAUUUGUUCACACUUAUGAUGAUUUGACAUAAUUAACGUUUUAUUAACCAUGAUGGCAACACAGACAUUAAGUAUAGACAACUAUCAAGAUGGACAACAGAUGCAAGUGGUGACAGAGUUAAAAACUGAACAAGAUCCCAACUGCUCUGAAACUGAUGCAGAAGGGGUGAGUCCUGCCCCUGUAGAAUCUCAAACUCCAAUGGAUGCAGACAAGCAGGCCAUUUACAGGCACCCACUAUUUCCCUUGUUAGCACUAUUAUUUGAAAAAUGUGAACAAUCUACACAAGGCUCAGAAGGCACAACUUCUGCUAGUUUUGAUGUAGAUAUUGAAAACUUUGUAAGGAAGCAGGAGAAAGAAGGAAAACCUUUUUUCUGUGAAGACCCAGAAACCGAUAAUUUGAUGGUAAAAGCAAUCCAAGUUCUUCGUAUCCAUCUGCUCGAGCUGGAAAAGGUUAAUGAACUCUGCAAGGAUUUCUGCAGUCGUUACAUUGCCUGCCUGAAGACAAAAAUGAACAGUGAAACUCUGUUAAGUGGAGAGCCUGGAAGUCCUUAUUCACCUGUGCAAUCUCAGCAAAUUCCAAGUGCCAUUGCAGGCACACUCAGUCCCCAAGGGAUUAUGGUGCCAGCAUCAGCAUUGCAGCAGGGAAAUGUAACUAUGGCAACAGUAGCAGGGGGGACAGUGUAUCAGCCCGUCACUGUGGUCACUCCACAAGGCCAAGUGGUGACACAGGCACUGUCACCUGGGACUAUUCGGAUCCAGAACUCUCAGCUUCAGUUGCAAUUAAACCAAGAUCUAGGCAUCUUGCAUCAAGAUGAUGGCUCAUCAAAAAAUAAAAGAGGAGUUCUUCCCAAGCACGCUACAAAUGUGAUGAGAUCUUGGCUUUUUCAGCACAUAGGGCAUCCAUAUCCAACAGAGGAUGAGAAGAAGCAGAUUGCAGCACAAACAAAUCUGACACUACUCCAGGUUAACAACUGGUUUAUCAAUGCUAGAAGGCGAAUUCUUCAGCCCAUGCUGGAUUCCAGUUGUUCUGAAACCCCCAAAACGAAGAAGAAAACAGCUCAGAACCGGCCGGUGCAGAGGUUCUGGCCUGACUCCAUUGCCUCAGGAGUUGCUCAGCAGCAAUCCAGCGAGCUCACCAUGUCCGACGGUGCUGUUGUCACCAUUACAGCUCCAGUCAACAUGAAUGUAGACAGUCUCCAGUCUUUGUCAUCUGAUGGUGCUACUUUGGCUGUCCAGCAAGUCAUGAUGGCAGGGCAGAGCGAGGAUGAGUCUGUAGACAGCGGGGAGGACGAUGGAGGAGACCUCUCAACAACAAACAUCAGCGGGCUGGUCUUGGAUAACAGCGAUUCUCUGCAGUAGGAAGCAAGAAAGUGUGACAAAACACUUAGGAAAAAAAAAAAAAGAAUGGACUGACUGACUGACUUUUUAUAGUUUGCACAGCAAACAUUUUACACAAGUUUUAUUUCUAAUAUGUUUUAUAUGUAGAUAUAGAAGGGUGCACUUUUUUGUAUUUCAUAGUAAGCUUAAAGAGUGUUUUUGCAGGUGCAGCAACUUCUUUCAAAUGUGGUUUGUUUUUUUUUCGUUUCUUUUUCCUUUUUCUUAUUUCAGAAAAUUAUAUCUAGUAAUAUAAUAAGAACCACGUAAGCACCCCUUUGUCCUAUGAAUUGGACAUGCUGCAGUUUCUAACGAAUUAUGCAGUUUCAAUUAGUGCUGUUAUUUAACACAGCUUUGGAUGGGCAGGUGAUGUAAAUUUAAAGCAUGUGACACUAGUGUGUGAAACUUAAUUAUUAAGUUAGAUGCAUAUAUUUGAAAGAUGCUUCUGCACCUUAAAAACUGCUAGUCUGAGGUGGACAGCAACACACAUAAAAAGGAACUGUUGAUGUGUGAUUCAGUAGCGAAUGUAUGGCAAUUUAAAUAAGUUUAGUUUCUCUCAUAGUCCGUGAGCCUGUUUAUCAUUUGCUAUGAAAACUCCUAUUUUUACCUUGCUGGGGUUAUUGGAUAAAAAAAAAAAAGUAUUUUUAUAAAUUCAUUAGAAAUUGGG
Molecule: messenger RNA, 2248 nt
Organism: Pseudopipra pipra
Lineage: Eukaryota; Metazoa; Chordata; Aves; Passeriformes; Pipridae
Gene: PKNOX1
Product: PBX/knotted 1 homeobox 1
Exons: 12
Coding region: 256-1566 (436 amino acids)
Biological process (GO): regulation of transcription by RNA polymerase II; angiogenesis
Molecular function (GO): RNA polymerase II cis-regulatory region sequence-specific DNA binding
Source: RefSeq, a predicted model, not a curated record